AUGGCCUUAGAUAUUCUAAAUAACAACCAAGUUGUCGUCUUCCAAACAGAUGGUCAUCCGCACACUUUGGAACAAUUCGCAGUUGCUAAUUUCCGGCCUCCGCAACGACCAUCAAUGACACAGCGAUCAUUGAUGUCAUUGCGACGUCGUGACGUUGGUCCUACGCCGCGUUGGAGGUUUAGCCGUGAACCGAUGGAUGCUCCAUUGCUGAAGAAGUUGGAGGGACGAGAUGAACAAUGUCGUGAAGCGAUGUCUAUGUUUAUGUUUGUCAUGAAAUACAUGGGAGAUCAACCCUCUAGAAGAAGUAGACUGGGAACUGAUCUGACUGACAACAUAUUCAAGCCGGCCAUUGCUCAUGAAAUCCUUCGAGAUGAACUUUAUUGUCAACUUCUACGACAAGUAACCCUCAACCCAUCGAUGUUGUCAGAGGAGCGAGGCUGGGAGCUAAUCUGGUUGGCCACUGGUCUUUUCGCGCCGAGCACCAGCUUAAUGAAGGAGGUGGUUCAUUUUUUCAAAUCGCGACUGCAUCCAGUUGCGCACGAUUGCCUAAUUAGGAUAAUGAAGAUGAACAAAGGAUGUUCUCGAAAAUUUCCCCCACAUUUGGUUGAAGUUGAAGCAAUUCAGCAGAAAACAACACAAAUAUUCCAUAAGGUCUACUUCCCCGAUCAAUCGGAUGAAGCAAUUGAAGUCGAAUCAUCAACUAGAGCUCGAGACUUCUGCCAUCGGAUAGCCCAUAGGCUAUCGUUAAGGAAACGCGAUGGAUUUUCACUGUUUGUGAAGAUUAAGGAUAAAGUGCUAGCAGUCCCAGAAAAUGAAUUCUUCUUCGACUUUGUUCGCCAGCUGUCAGACUGGGUUCAAAAUAACCAUGCUUUAAAGGAGAACCCAAUCCUCCCAAUCAACUACCAAGUAUUCUUUAUGAGGAAAUUGUGGAUGAAUGUAAAACCUGGAGAUGAUAAGAAUGCCGACUUGAUAUUCCAUUAUCAUCAGGAAUGUCCAAAAUAUUUACUGGGAUAUCACAAGAUUGGAAAACAAGAGGCGAUCGACAUAGCAGCCAUCAUUUUAAGAGCUAUAACCAAAGACGCAAAGAACGCUCCAUUAGCUCAAAUUCCUCAACUACUAAGCGAAUUGGUUCCCAAAGAUAUGAUGAAGUUGAUGUCAACAAAUGAGUGGAGAAAGGUCAUUACUUCUGCAUAUGUGAAAGUAGAGCAUCUAACUUCGGACCAAGCAAAGAUAGAGUUCCUCAAUGUUAUAGCUAAGAGAGAAACUUUUGGUUCUGCCUUCUUCCCGGUCUCCCAAUACUCAGAUCUUAGCUUGCCUGAUAAAUUAUUGAUUGCAAUUAAUCAAAAGGGAGUGCACCUUUACGACGCUGAGUCAAAGAAAUUGUUAACUCAGUAUCCUUUCAAUGUUAUUUGCAAUUGGACAAGUGGAAAUACGUACUUCAACAUGACGGUUGGUAAUGGAUUAAGAGGCAGUGAGGGAAAGAAACUUCUCCUCGACACUACUAUGGGUUACAAGAUGGAUGACCUUAUCACGUCCUACAUAUCAGUUCUCAUUUCCGGUCAAACAAUUCGACCCAGCAAUACAUGGAAGCAAGAAUCUGUGAUUUAA
Strongylus vulgaris is the source of this 1608-nucleotide messenger RNA. The record is from the annotation of a GenBank genome assembly. NCBI's taxonomy places the organism in Eukaryota, Metazoa, Nematoda, Chromadorea, Rhabditida, Strongylidae.